CUGGGGCGGCAUAGGACAGUUCGAUCGCAAGCAGCAACAUCACAUCACAUUAUCCAGUAUGGCUUUCAAGUUCGUGACCUUCCUCGCCCUGGUGGCCGUUGCCCGUGCUGGAGUCAUCUCUGGACCAGCGCUGUCUUAUGCUGCUGCUCCGGCGCUGUCCUACGCUGCUGCUCCUGCUCUGUCCUAUGCCGCCCCAGCACAAUUGGCCUACUCAGCACCAAUUGCCAAGACCGUGUCCUAUGCCGCGCCUUUGGCCACCAAGACCCUGGUCGCUGCCCCGCUAGCCAAGACCGUUGUCGCCGAUGAGUACGACCCACAUCCAGAGUACUCCUUCUCCUACGGAAUCUCCGAUGCCCUGACCGGUGACCAGAAGGAACAGCACGAAUCCCGCAGCGGAGAUGUUGUCCAGGGAUCGUACUCGUUGGUCGAUGCUGAUGGAUACAAGCGCAUCGUUGACUACACCGCCGAUCCAAUCCACGGAUUCAACGCUGCUGUCCGACGGGAACCACUUGCCGUCAAGACUAUCGCCCCGGUUGUUGCUGCCAAGACCAUUGUGGCCCAGCCAGCCUAUGCCAAGACCCUAGUGGCCCAGCCAGCUUAUGCCAAGACCAUCAUCUCGCAGCCAGCUUUGGCCUCGUACUCCGCUCCAUUGGCCACUAAGGCUAUCCUGUCGCAGCCCGCUUACGCCAGCUACGCCUCUCCAGCCCUGUACCACUAAGCGGAAUGAACCGGAAACCAUACCCAAGACUGACUGUUGCCUAAUUUAUGAAGGUUUUUAAAUGUUGAAUAGAUGAGAAAAUCGUCCAAAAAUCAAAAUGACGUUGUGUUUCAUU
This is a messenger RNA of Armigeres subalbatus, 833 nucleotides long. RefSeq names its product larval cuticle protein A3A-like. The record is from RefSeq and is a predicted model, not a curated record. Bases 59 to 718 code for a protein of 219 amino acids. Gene Ontology annotation, cellular component: extracellular matrix. The transcript has 3 exons. Lineage: Eukaryota; Metazoa; Arthropoda; Insecta; Diptera; Culicidae.